AUGGAUUAUCACAAUCCAGAUGCCUUUACUCCAUUUUCUGCGUCCGACGUGCAAGCAAGCGUGGCGAUGGAAGAACUAGGUUUCCAGCGUCAUGCAAAGAUUUUACGAACGCUCUUCAGCGCCAACUCUUCUGCGGCCUACGAUGAAGAUUUCCUCCUCAGUUUCAAGAUUUCUCAGCAACCCAGACGCAUUACCAGUCCGUUGCUGGCAGACCAGCAUGAUCGGCUUCCGCUGAUCCGCCAGAUCAUCUCCCAGAUGUCGCCGGCACCGGACAGUAGCUAUCAACCUGGACUGCACUCAUUUGUUUGGGCGUGGCUCCUAGUCAUGCCGCUCCAGAGCUUACAUUUGAUCAAGGACAUGGCCAAUAAAUCACUCUCCCCCGAGCACUUUACACUCAGGUUCCAUCGCGCCACCAUCGCCAUGGGAAGCAUUUUGGACCAGUUCGUACUCAGCAAAUCACCUACGACGUACCCUGUUGCGUUAUCGGACGAGCAAAAUGCAUCACAUCUCCAUUUCUGUGCUAUCUCGAACAAGCAAUAUCCCGUCUACGUCCAUAUCCUUCCGGUAGCCCCUCAACCGGAUGACUUCCCUUCCCCUUAUGUCAAGUCUGGGCAACAAGAACGCGCGAUACGCUCGAACAAUAUGCUCGAUCUCAUACCCCUCACUCCUGAGUUGUGUAAAAUGUGGCGCAAAGGAUACUGGGGCUUGGAACCUCAUCUAGGAAACGUAUAUAAAGGUAUGCAAAGCGUCCGCAUCAUGUUUCGCUGGCUAGGGGCGAGCAGUGCCAGAAUCCCGACCACAGACCUUAUGGAGCUAGACGACUACCUCGUAACGGUAAAUCACAACAAUCACCCGCCUGAUGGCCCGAUGCCUCCGACAGAUGUAUUGUCAAGAGCAUUGCUAUGUGACGGCGACGUCUUCUAUAUCGUUACCAGAAAUUUCGAGGAGUCCAGAAACGUCUACAAGUGCCUCCAGAUUCAAUGGGACUUGGUGAAGAUCAUUCAUCUUUCUGGCACCGAACCUUCUCUUGUUUCACGGUUUAAUUCGGUGAGGGUUGGAGAGGAUAUGGACGCUCAUUCAACUACGGUACAACAGCCAACACCUUAA
Messenger RNA from Colletotrichum orchidophilum, 1107 nucleotides. RefSeq lists its product as uncharacterized. Bases 1 to 1107 code for a protein of 368 amino acids. The transcript is spliced from 4 exons. The record is from RefSeq and is a predicted model, not a curated record. NCBI's taxonomy places the organism in Eukaryota, Fungi, Ascomycota, Sordariomycetes, Glomerellales, Glomerellaceae.